AUAAAAAAGGACAAAGCGCGGAGCAGUGUGGGUGAAAGAAGAAAGAUAAACACACUCAGAAAUGGCUCUGAAGAAAGAUGAACAAGCAGAUGAUGUGUUGCAGACUAAAGGGGAGUCCGACUCAGAGAUUAAGCUAAUUCUUUACCACUGGACUCAUUCCUUUAGUUCCCAAAAGGUGCGCUUAGUAAUUGCUGAAAAGAAAUUGAAGUGUGAGGAACAUGAUGUAAGUCUGCCCCUGAGUGAACACAACGAACCAUGGUUUAUGCGUUUGAACUCUUCUGGAGAAGUGCCUGUCCUCAUCCACGGGGAAAACAUUCUUUGUGAGGCAACUCAGAUCAUUGAUUAUCUUGAGCAGACUUUUGUGGAUGAAAAUACACCCAGGUUAAUACCUGAAAAGGAAAGCAUGUAUUACCCACGAGUCCAGCACUACCGAGAACUCCUUGACUCCUUGCCUAUGGAUGCCUAUACACAUGGCUGCAUCCUUCACCCAGAACUAACAGUGGACUCCAUGAUCCCUGCAUAUGCAACAACAAGGAUUCGCAGCCAAAUAGGUAAUACUGAAUCUGAACUGAAGAAACUUGCCCAAGAAAAUCCAGAUCUUCAGGAUGCAUAUAUAGCAAAGCAGAAACGUCUUAAAUCAAAGCUACUGGACCAUGACAAUGUAAAAUAUUUGAAGAAAAUACUUGAUGAGCUUGAGAAGGUUCUGGAUCAAGUUGAAACUGAAUUGCAAAGGAGAAAUGAAGAGACCCCAGAGGAGGGCUGCCAGCCUUGGCUCUGUGGUGAAUCUUUCACGUUGGCAGAUGUCUCGCUUGCUGUCACAUUGCAUCGACUGAAGUUCCUGGGGUUUGCGAGGAGAAAUUGGGGAAACGGAAAGCGACCAAACUUGGAAACCUAUUACGAGCGUGUCUUGAAGAGAAAAACAUUUAACAAGGUUUUAGGACAUGUCAACAAUAUAUUAAUCUCGGCAGUGCUGCCAACAGCAUUCCGGGUGGCCAAGAAAAGGGCCCCAAAAGUUCUUGGCACCACCUUUGUGGUUGGUCUGCUUGCAGGAAUGGGAUAUUUUGCUUUUGUGCUUUUCAGAAAGAGAUUUGGCAACGUGUUUUUAUCCCUGAGAGCAAGACAAAAUUAUUUCUAGGCUUGUGCUGUGUUGGCUAUGGCAACUGAUGCAGCCUUUCCAAUCGACACUGCUUUCCUAGGGCUGGUAAAGAAUUAUCCCAAGUGAGUAGGAAAGUGUACUGAUUUAAUUUCCUUUAUUCUCUGACUAGCUCAUUAAGUAAGGGCAAGCUAUAGGUUCAUUUAUUUAUUUAUUUAUUUAUUUGUGCUUUGGUAAAUUUUGAAUACUUGUUUGCAAGGUUGAAUUAAUCCAUCUUUAAAAAAAAAUGGACAGGUUGAAUUUAUAUAAAAGAUGUCUUAUAGAGCUAGACAAUUGCUUCAAGAUUGUGAUUUCCCCUCUUGCUGCAUAAAUAAAAAGAUAUGCUACUGAAUUAUUUAUGAAAUUUAUUAUUGUAAAAAGUCAAUAGCAGUAACCUAUGCUUGCAUGUAUUUCUUUAUCUGAGCAUCUCAAAGUACUUUCUGAAUCUGUUCUCAUUGGUCCUUGCAAUAUCCCAUGACAUCAGUGGACAUUAUUCAUACAAGCUAGAAAUCUACUCUGGUAGUCUACGCCAAUAGGCAUCCACCUAUUUAGCUUAAAGAGUCUUCAGAGAUCUACAUUUCUACCCUUUCACUGGUAGCUUAAGGCAGAAUGGGGAAAAAAAGAAGAGGAAGAAAUAAAAGAGAAAGAGAAGAAAAGAUAUAAAUUCUACCAUAUAAAAUGUUGGCAGUUUAUUCUAACGUUGGUCCAUCAGGGCCUUUCAUUGCUUGUCCCUUUGCUCAAUAAUACAUUUAACCAGAUGUCUUGCUAGAACUCUUGGACCUGUGAUAGCAAGGAUGAAAGUAUUUUUGAAGGUUGUAGUUUGGAGAAGAGCCUGAAAUUUACCUCUAUAACAUUGCAUUUAAACCUGGUUUUACAUUUGAAUCUUUAAUAAUGUCAAUUGCUUUUCCAGUUGGAAAUCUGGCUAAGAUUACCAAGAGAAUAUAUUCUCCUUGCCUAGAAAAACAGUGAAACAUGCCUGGUUAAGGGUUAUAUUGCCAUUAGUGAUGAAGCAAAGCAGUCUUACUUUCCAAAAUUGAACCUAAGAGAGCUUAAGGAAGUGUCUUGGUUUUUCUUAUGUUGGGUACCAUGAAUAAAUACGAGAAACCUAAACUGAAAUAAGCUUCAAUAUUCAGAAAGGGGCAAUUUGGUGUAAUGGAAUAAGUUGUGGACCUGGAGUUAGAUCACUUCAAUUUUUGACUUUGCUUUGCCAUCAACUUAGAACAAUCUUUUGAUCUCUCUAAGUCCCAGUUUUCUCAUCUUUAAAAGGAAGGGAUGAGCCUAAAUGAUCUUUAUGGUCCCUUUUGACUCCAAAGUUUCUGUGAAAAACUUGCCCCAUGCCUGCCUCAGGCUGGCCAUAUAGAAAUGGCCAAAGAAUGCACUCAUUCCUCGCUCUUCCUUUUCAUUAAUGGAAAACAGUCAUACCUAGAAAACAAUAACUUGUUGUCAGUGGUAAAAAGCAACACAUUUCUGUAAUUCCAUGGUAUGUUCCAACAGUUGGGGAAAUCUUGAUGUACUGGAUAUGCUCCAUUUAUAAAAACUGAAUAAAGUCUACAGAGUAAAUUUAAUCCAACAACAUUAAUAUAUUGGCAGUUUUGAUUAUGUUUUUGCUUUUUAUAAUUAUGCUGUAAUAUAUCUGCAUUGAUUUGCCUCUGGAAAAUUUCACUGCAUGUAUUUAUAAUGUAACUCAUCACUGAAGGCAUUAGUAAAUUGUUUGUGGUAUUUCCAGGUUAUUCAGGUUACUGUCAUGUUAAAAGUGGGAGCUUCAGAAUGGCAAAAUAAAAAUUGCAUUUUUAUAAAAAUCAGGAGAAAACUUUCAUUGAAAAAAAUUCCUUGGCUAGGACACAGAGCAGUAGUUUGAUGCAGGCCAGUUUUCCAGUUUUCAUUGUUAAUAUGACAAAGACAAGACUAAUAAAGUUUUAUGAAAAACUUGCAAUCCUUUGUGUGCAAAGGUGGUGCCAUGGACACCUAUCUGGGAUGUCACUUGAUACAAGUUGUAUGGAAACUUUUUGAUGGAUUAAAAUAACCACAAGAUGUCGCUCUUCAACUAGUACUACUCAGCUGAUAUCCGUUCAGGAUGAACAAGUGAAGAAUUGGUUUCCCUUGUGUCAAUGUAGAAAACUUUUCCAUGAGAUGAGUCUAUUAGAAGACCACUAGUGCAAUUGAUUGCUUAUACUAUAGAAAAGCACAUCCACACUGGAAAGCCCAGAAUUGUACUGCACAGCUAUAGAACCCAAUAUGUGCAAUCAACACAAACUGUUUUUAGAAUACCCUUGUUUGCCAGAUACUCUAUAUAUUUCUAUUCAUGAUCAUGAGGCCGGCUUAAUUGGCCCACAAUACACACUGCUGAGUCACAAAUUUUUUUUUGUCAAUUUCAAAAAAGUACUAUAAAGUUCAAAAAUUGAAAAAUAUUAUAGGCACUAAGAAGGAACUUCAUCUUAGGUUGUUUGCUGAAGCCUUAUUACUAUAAUCUUGUUUUCUAACUUUUGCAGUCACACAUGUAUUGGUUCUAUUUUCUGAAGUUUUUGUGUAACUUUUGGUAAUUCUGGGUGUUGACAAUAAUUUAUGGAUUAAAUAUAAUACUCAGUUACUUUUUUCUCUGUUAUCUCUUCUUCACUGAACACAAUAACAUAUAAACAGAAGUAGAAACGCAAGGUAAUAUUUUCAGUGUAACCCCUUUAAGUGUAAUUGGCUAAUAAACAUGGAUUUUAAAGCAAAAAUAA
Messenger RNA from Antechinus flavipes (yellow-footed antechinus), 3852 nucleotides. It is a transcript of the gene GDAP1, whose product is annotated as ganglioside induced differentiation associated protein 1. Gene Ontology annotation, biological process: mitochondrial fusion; mitochondrial fission. The record is from RefSeq and is a predicted model, not a curated record. The coding region runs from base 62 to 1135 and encodes 357 amino acids. The transcript has 6 exons. Gene Ontology annotation, cellular component: mitochondrial outer membrane. Lineage: Eukaryota; Metazoa; Chordata; Mammalia; Dasyuromorphia; Dasyuridae.